ACUGUUAUUCAGACCACUUUGCCAUUAUGACUGAAUGGAAACUGCAGUUUCUUCUGUUCCUGCCACUGUGUUUGUGUUUUGACUCCGAAGAGACGAUUGUGAAAACCAUUGGGAGAGAACCAGAUGUCACCCUGCUAUGCAGCAAUGCAACACUGAGCACCAUCACACUCAUAGUGUGUAGGAUCAGCACAGAGAUGAGCAGAGGAGAGGAGUGUCAUCUGCUGUAUCGAUUUGGAGGGGACUUUGUACAUGAAUGUGACUCCAGGUUCACACUUAUGGAAGAGAAUCAGACUGUGUUUCUUCACCUGACCAGUUUAACUCCAGUGGAUAGUGGGAGUUACACCUGUGAGUGUUCACAUGCUCACGGAACAGAUAAAAUUCACCUCAGUUUCACUGUGGAAGGAGAAGAAGAGGGCAGCACUUCUCCUAUAACAAUUCUCAUUUAUACCGCUGUGAUUUGUUGUGCUGCUGGAUUAAUCACCGUCACUGGAGUCGUCCUCGGGCUCACUCUCAGAAAGUGUUUUUGCAGAUACAAUUCAUGGUCAGGAUCAUCCGUCUGUGAAACCCCCGUCUCUGUGGACAAAGAUGAGCCAGAUGAUCCCUACACAAACCUUGAGCAGUCAGGAAGCGGCCUCUACGAGACUAUGUCCCCAGUGCACCAUCAACUUGACAAGAAGAGGACUUCCGCCAGCAGCAAAAUAGUGACUGUGCAUUUGGAACAGGAAAUCUAUGAAAACAUGUAAACCCAAAGUCAAGAUAAGAUGUUUUUAUAAUCAAACUGUUGGAGAAGUCACAAAAUUACUAUACAGUGUUAAAAAUGCUGUAUCACAUAAUUCCUUCUGUACAGCACAUUAUUAGUCAUGUGCAGCUACUCCUCAAAGAGAGAAGAGUAUGCGCAUUAUCAUUAUAUACAUGUACAG
Epinephelus moara (kelp grouper) is the source of this 920-nucleotide messenger RNA. RefSeq lists its product as uncharacterized. NCBI's taxonomy places the organism in Eukaryota, Metazoa, Chordata, Actinopteri, Perciformes, Serranidae. The coding region runs from base 27 to 743 and encodes 238 amino acids. The transcript is spliced from 5 exons. The record is from RefSeq and is a predicted model, not a curated record.